UACAGAUUGGGAUGAUAAUCACCUGACAGAUAGUUCCUGCCCCCACUGGCAUCUGGAAUAAGAGAUAACCCGACACUGAGGACACUGAACCUGUCAUAUAACAAUCUGGAGGGUCCUCAUUUCAGGGAUCUGAUGGCGGCUCUGACAACAAGCCGGAUAGAGGAAUUACAAUUGUCCUCUAAUCACCUGACAGACAGUUCCUGCCCCCACCUGGCAUCUGGAAUAAGAAAUAACCCGACACUGAGGACACUGAACCUGUCUGUGAACAAUCUGAAGGGUCCUCAUUUCAGAGAUCUGAUGGCGGCUCUGACAACAAGCCGGAUAGAGGAAUUACAAUUGGUUGGUAAUCACCUGACAGACAGUUCCUGCCCCCACCUGGCAUCUGGAAUAAGAAAUAACCCGACACUGAAGACACUGAACCUGUCUGAUAACAAUCUGGAGGGUCCUCAUUUCAGGGAUCUGAUGGCGGCUCUGACAACAAGCCGGAUAGAGGAAUUACAAUUGUCCUCCAAUCACCUGACAGACAGUUCCUGCCCCCACCUGGCAUCUGGAAUAAGAAAUAACCCGACACUGAGGACACUGAACCUGUCUAGGAACAAUCUGGAGGGUCCUCAUUUCAGGGAUCUGAUGGCGGCUCUGACAACAAGCCGGAUAGAGGAAUUACAAUUGUCCUAUAAUCACCUGACAGACAGUUCCUGCCCCCACCUGGCAUCUGGAAUAAGAAAUAACCCGACACUGAGGACACUGGACCUGUCUGGGAACAAUCUGGAGGGUCCUCAUUUCAGGGAUCUGAUGGCGGCUCUGACAACAAGCCGGAUAGAGGAAUUACAGAUCGUGAACAAUUCCUUGUCACGUGAAACUAAAAGGAAACUGAAAAAAUCUGAAAUCCCUCCGACCAGAACUGAAGGUUUCUACAGG
This is a messenger RNA of Staurois parvus, 918 nucleotides long. The record is from the annotation of a GenBank genome assembly. NCBI's taxonomy places the organism in Eukaryota, Metazoa, Chordata, Amphibia, Anura, Ranidae.